Neohortaea acidophila is the source of this 3587-nucleotide messenger RNA. Its product is annotated as mono-functional DNA-alkylating methyl methanesulfonate N-term-domain-containing protein. The record is from RefSeq and is a predicted model, not a curated record. Gene Ontology annotation, molecular function: protein binding; nucleic acid binding. The transcript has 2 exons. Lineage: Eukaryota; Fungi; Ascomycota; Dothideomycetes; Mycosphaerellales; Teratosphaeriaceae. Bases 97 to 3528 code for a protein of 1143 amino acids. Gene Ontology annotation, biological process: DNA repair; proteasome-mediated ubiquitin-dependent protein catabolic process. Gene Ontology annotation, cellular component: nucleus; site of double-strand break.
CCGAUGAAUACGAUCACCUGAGUCCCGCCCUCCACCACCGAGCCUCCUCACUCCCUCACCUCAGCCUGAUCACUCAAUCACCCUCCAUCGCCCAUCAUGGCCUAUCUCGCCCCCAUCCACCGCCCCUCCAGCGUCCGCCACGCCCUCAAACUCUCCUUCCUCGCUCCCGACGCCGACAACCUCGUCCUCGCCAAAGCCAACCGCCUCGAAAUCUACUCCCCCAACCCCGCAGACCCCACCCAGCUCCUCCUCCAACACACCAAAACCAUCUACGGCAAAGCAACGCUGCUGCACAAACUCCGGCCCGCCAAGUCCCCCACCGACCAUCUCUUCGUCGGCACCGAUCGCUACCACUACUUCACCCUCAGCUGGGACGCGGCCACGAACCAAUUGGUGACGGAGAAGAGCUACCAUGACAUCGCCGACAAAUCCGCCCGCGACAGCCAGACCGGCGACCGCGUGCACAUCGAUCCCACCGCGCGCUUCCUCACGCUCGAAUGCCACGAGGGCGUGGUGAAUGUGCUGCCCAUUGCGCACGCAGGCAAGGGCAAGCGGAAAGCGGCAGACAACGAGAUUGGGGAGCUGGGCGAUCCGAUUCCCGUGCGGGUGCCGGAGAUGUUUGUCAAGAGUAGUUGUUUCUUGCAGAAGCGGGAUGCCGGGGCGAAGCAGGCGCCUCCUGAGCUGGCGUUGUUGUGGGAGGAUACGAAUCAGAGUCGCGUGCGGCUGAAGGUGAGGAGGUUGGAUUAUACCCCUUCGUUGCAGCCACAGAAAGAGCCCGGGAGUGUGGAGAUGCCGGAUGAGGGGAGUAGGGAAGUGAGUGGGGAAAUUGAGUUGGGCGCAACGCAUUUGAUUCCGUUGCCGGCGUCCAUGUAUGGGAUGUUGGUGGUGGGGGAGACGAGGAUAAGCUAUGUGGAAGAGUGGGAGUAUGGGGUCAAGAAUACGGUGGCCUUGGAGGAGGCGACCGUUUGGGUGGCGUGGUGUGCUGUCGAUGAUCAAAGAUAUGUGCUGGCGGAUGACUACGGGAAGUUAUAUCUACUGUUCGUGCAGCAGAAUGGCGAGGGAGAAUACGCCGGGCAUCAGAUUGACGUGCUUGGCGAGACAUCAAGAGCAUCAACUCUGGUCUAUCUGGACGGCGGAAGGAUAUUCGUGGGAAGCCAUCAAGGCGACAGCCAGAUUAUCCAGAUUUCAGAAAAGAGCUUGGAGGUCGUGCAGACAUUUGCCAACAUUGCCCCGAUUCUGGACUUUACGGUAAUGGACAUGGGGAACCGAUCUUCCGACGCACCGGUGAAUGAAUUCUCGAGUGGACAGGCGAGGAUCGUAACGGGAUCGGGAGCUUUCAAAGAUGGGAGUCUGCGAUCUGUCAGGUCGGGAGUCGGGCUGGAAGACCUGGGUUCGAUUGGAGAGAUGGGAGCGCUUGUGUCCGGCAUCUUCAGUCUCCGAAGUCAUGCCUCUGCCGAGCUGGAUGAUACGCUUGUCGUCAGUUUUGUCGGGCAUUCCAGAGUCUUCACUUUCUCGGCCGAUGGCGAGGUUGAGGAAGUGGAGGCAUUCCGAGCAUUCACCCUCGAUGAGAGCACAUUAUACGCGAGCAGUCUACCAGACGGUAGAGUGGUGCAGGUGACUGGAUCUGGAGUUUUCUUGUCCGAUGUGGACAGCGGCAUGGUCACCGAGAGCUGGAGUCCAGGAAUCACCAUCACAGCCGUAUCUGGAGAAGGCGUCACGGUUCUCGUGUCCCUCGGAGGCGCGGCACUGGCAGCUCUGGACCUUUCUGCGUCUUCAAUCCGAGUACAAGCACAGCGGGAGUUUGACGCCUCGGAGCAAGUGUCCUGCAUCGCGCUCUCCCAUUCAACCCCGGGUGCUUGCGUUGUUGGCUUUUGGAAGGACAGCAAAGUCUCCUUCCUUGACUUGCAAACGCUGCAGCCAAUUGCAACAGAGACAGUGGCCGAUGAUGACAGCCUCGCUGUUCCUCGCUCUCUUAUCGUGGCCAACCUCCUCCCAGGCCAGCCCGCCACUCUCUUCGUCGGCUUAGCGGAUGGAAACGUCGUCACUUACUCCAUCGAGUCAUUACAAAGACCUUUCACCGCCCGCAAGAGUAUUAUCUUGGGAACACAACAAGCCAAUUUUGCUUUGCUACCAAGGGCAGACGGACUGCAAAACGUCUUUGCUACUUGCGAACAUCCUUCUCUCAUAUACGGCUCAGAUGGACGGAUCGUGUACAGUGCCGUCACAGCAGAAGACGCCUCAUGCAUCUGCUCAUUCGACAGCGCCGUCUACCCCAACGCCAUCGCUCUCGCCGCCGAAGGCGAGUUGAAACUAGCAAUGGUGGACGAAGGCCGGACAACGCACGUACAGACUCUGCCGGUGAACGAGACGGUGCGAAGGAUAGCAUACAGCGCCGAGUUGAAGGCUUUCGGCCUCGGCACCAUCAAGCGGACGCUGAAGGCGGGCGAAGAGCAGAUUGUCUCUCAUUUCAAGCUCGUGGAUGAGGUGGCGUUUCAGGAACUGCAUUCCUUCCAGCUGAAUGAAGAUGAGCUGAUUGAAUGCUGUAUGCGGUGUCCAUUGGACGAUGGCUCGGGUGGACUGGCAGAGAGGUUUGUCGUUGGUACUGCGUUUCUAGACGACGCGGAUUCGAGUUCGACGCGGGGACGGUUGCUGGUGUUUGAGGUGACGCCGAGUCGGCAGUUGAAGUUGAUUACGGAGCAUGCGCUCAAGGGCGCGUGUAGGUGUCUGGGUGUGGUGCAGGGGAAGAUUGUCGCUGCUUUGAUCAAGACGGUCGUCGUCUACUCCUUCGAAUACGAAACGCCCAGCACGCCCUUCCUCGUCAAACGCGCCGCCUAUCGCACCGCCACCGCGCCCAUCGACAUCUCCAUAACCGACAAAACCAUCGCCGUCACCGACCUAAUGAAAUCCCUCUCGCUAGUCGAAUACCGCCCAGGCCGCUCCGGCAUGCCCGACACCCUGGUAGAAGUCGCCCGCCACUUCGAAACCCUCUGGGGCACAGCGGUGGCGCACGUGGCGGAAAACACGUACCUCGAGUCCGAUGCGGAGGGCAACCUGCUCGUCCUGCAGCACGACAUCAACGGCUUCAACGACGAGGAUCGAAGACGGCUGCGCGUCACGUCGGAAAUGCUGCUAGGGGAGAUGGUGAAUCGCAUCCGCCGCAUCGACGUCGUGCCCACGCCCGGCGCGACCGUCAUCCCGCGCGCCUUCAUCGCCACCGUCGAAGGCAGCAUUUACCUUUUCGGCCUCAUUGCGCCGGGAAAGCAGGACCUGCUGAUUCGCUUGCAGGGCAAGAUGGCGGAGCUAGUGAAGAGUCCGGGGCAUGUGUCGUUUGCGCGGUUCCGGGGGUUCAGGAAUCAGGUGCGCGAUGCGGGGGAGGAGGGGCCGAGUCGGUUUGUGGAUGGUGAGUUGAUUGAGGGGUUUUUGGAGCUGGAUGAGAGUGUGCAGGAGAGUGUUGUUGCGGGGUUGCCUGGGGGGUUGGAUUUGGAGGGGGUCAGGGGGAUGGUGGAGGGGUUGAGGAGGAUGCAUUAGAUUGUUGUGUUGGAUUGAUGAUAGAUGAGUGGGUAGAGAGGGGGUGCAUUGGGAGGUAG